Molecule: messenger RNA, 654 nt
Organism: Sphenostylis stenocarpa
Lineage: Eukaryota; Viridiplantae; Streptophyta; Magnoliopsida; Fabales; Fabaceae
Source: the annotation of a GenBank genome assembly
AUGGAGCUUCAACUUGGUCUCACUCUCUCAAACAAUUCCUCUAAGGUAUUUGACCUCAACUCUCGUGCCCGCGACUCUAUCAUCCCUUUCAAACAAAAUUCCAGUGUUUCCCACAAGAAACGUACCUUCUCCCAACUCCAUAAGGAUGAAAUCCUUCCUACUCUGUCCCUCCUACCUUCAACACCAGAUCAUCAUGAAAAUGAUCCUCAUCACCACAUUCAAUGCUCAAACAUCAUCAAGAACAAUGAAGAGGAUGUAGUGGGUUGGCCACCAGUGAACUAUUGGAGGAAAAAACUUUGUGUCGAUGGCUGCGGAGACAACAACGAGGUUGUAGGAAAUAACGAUCACAUGGUAUGGGCUGAUCACUGUAAUGACCAUGGUGCUUCUGUCAUAAGAGGAUCCAAUUCUUUAUACGUGAAGGUGAAGAUGGAGGGCGUGGGAAUCGCACGGAAGGUCGAUCUCUGCAUGCACCAAUCAUUUCAUACUCUCAUGAAAACCUUAAUGGAUAUGUUUGGAAAAUGUAAUCAAGAAUCAAACUGCUAUGAACUGGCUUAUCAGGACAAUGAAGGUGACUGGCUUCUCGCACAAGAUGUACCGUGGAGAAAUUUCAUUGGAUGUGCACAGCGACUGAGAUUGCUGAAGACCAGCACAUGA